UCGUCGAUGCAACAGUAUACACGUGCAACCGCCCGUAGGACUGGUCGCAGCGGGAAAGAGCCUCAGGUUCCCCUCAAUGACGACAUGACCCGGGCGAGUGGUCAAUGAUGGCUGGCGAUCAUCCACCAAACUUUUCCAAGCGCAAAACUCCUUUCCUACCUGUAUGCACUUCCUGUAUCAGUCGACUACCAAAAUUCAGUAAAUCGGUCAUUACGAGAAUUGUACAAAUCCGUACAGCAGCACACCAUGGAUCCAUCAAACCCUUCUCAACCUCCCAAAUCUGCAGCUUACGUAAUCGAAGGCAAUGCAGUUACCUCCACAAAUACAGAGCACGAAGCAGCACAACACCACUCGCACGGCAAUGCUGUUGAUGAGCGCGUGCCGCCUAAGCAGUCGUCUAGUCCCGAGGAUGCAACGGCGAGUAGUCUCGCGCGGGGGAUCCACGGCGCCCCGCCCGGCGAGGAGCAGCACGGCCGAACCGAGGCACAGAGUAUGACUCGUGAGUUGGACGGCGAGCAGAUGCGCGCACCGGGCGAGGGCGAUGUUGCCGGCGCGGUGGAGCGGAAAUCGGGCGCUAGUGGGUCGCAGCCAGACUUGGCGGGCGGUCUUGAGAGAAAGCCGAACAGGCGGAGAAGAGGGAGGCUGUCAAGGAUGCCAGGGAGCAUGGUCUAGUGUUGGAUGGCGGUGAUCCGAGGGCUGGCGUUAACACAUGAAAGUGGCUCAAAAGUCAUUCACCGUCAUCUAAUCGUGUUGGAGUAAUGAGAAAAUGAUGCGCCAGUCAA
This is a messenger RNA of Pseudomassariella vexata, 782 nucleotides long. RefSeq lists its product as uncharacterized. The transcript has 2 exons. The record is from RefSeq and is a predicted model, not a curated record. NCBI's taxonomy places the organism in Eukaryota, Fungi, Ascomycota, Sordariomycetes, Amphisphaeriales, Pseudomassariaceae. Bases 247 to 672 code for a protein of 141 amino acids.